GAGGAGAAUCAUUGCUUUCAGAUACAUGUUAGCAGGUAAGGAAACAACAAGAACAUGCCGAGAUCAGGGAUGGGAUGGCCGAGAUCCUCUCUGUGAAUCGGUGAAAUGUUCAGCACCUCCAGCCAUAGAAAAUGGGCAACUUGAAGAUGAGCCUUUGGAGAGUUAUGAUUAUUUAGAAGCAGUCUCCUAUAGAUGUAACAAAGGACUUAAUCUUAUAGGACAAUCAACACUUCAUUGUUCUGAGGAUGGAACCUUUAAACCAGAUCCGCCUAAAUGUUUUGAUGGGUGUCCAACGCCUACAAUUCCUAAUGCAAAAAGAAUCGGUGGAAAAUCACCCCCCUACAAACUGGGUAACUUUAUAGAAUACAAAUGUGAAGAUGGCUAUAAACUGGAAGGAGUUGCUUAUAUUUUGUGUGAAGCAAAUGGAUGGAGCCCUGAACCACCACAAUGCAUUGGAGACACAACACCUACAAGUACACGUAAGUAUUACAGCUCCAUGGGUUGUUGCACUGAUUGUGAUUGUUGUGAUUGUUUUGAUUGGUCUGGUUGUGGUUGGAGUGCUGUGUUACAAAAGGAAUCGGUGUUCAUGAAGUUGCCAUGGAGAAAGUCUGUGAAGCAUCUUGCAUGUAUAUAUCAUUUAAAUAAGCACUUCCCAGAAUUGUCAAAGGCUGACUAAUUUCUGGCAGCAAAUUCCUCCAUAAUCAGACCCACUGUUGCUUUGAAAAGCCCAGCUUAAUUUGAACAAACUCCUUUCUAGCAGUCGCUAACUUCACCCCAUGCUGUGCUCUGAAAGAGAUCUGUCUUCACAUAAGUCAGGUUGAUUUCACUUUUAUAAAGUGUUUGCUUGUCAUUUCUAACUUAAUUUUCAACACUGUUGAUGCAGUGAUCACUCUUCUGUUAAUGAUGUUGCUGAGAAUGUCUGAAGAUUCACACCAAAAGAAGUGCACUGACUGUCCCAUACCUCACUGAUUUGGUUGAGAGCUAAAUUUAGCAUGAAUAUUUAUGUAGAAAGUCUGAUCAAUUCUGAUUUAAAAGAGAUUAAUGUUUGAAUUUGUAACUAUUCCAUAGUAUUUGUGAAGUCAAUAAGGCUUAGUUUUAAUUUUGCCUAUUACUUUUCAUUUGGAUAAAACAGGAUGUAUAUAUUAACCUUCCAGUAAAUAUUCUGCAGAAUGUGAUUUGCAGUGCAGAUUUGAAAUGAAAUGUUUUGUCUAAUCCUGUUGAAGUACUUAGUGCCUUUUCAUUCUACUAGAGUUUUUGUUCAGGGUUGUCUAACACUAUGCGUAGAGCAGAAUUUGUUUAGGUUCUAAUUACAUUAGAAAUGCUUUGCUAUUGAUUACACACUUAGAUCUAAUGAAGAAAAAGAAAAGAGAAUUCAGUACUUUUCUUUCCUGUGAUCGUAGAUAUUUUUUUUGUAAAGUUUUGAUUUAAAAUGCUGUAAUUUAUCUAAUUUGCUUUUGCCAAAUUAAAGUCAUGUAAAAUUAUCUGUGGUUUAGUUCAGCUAAUAUUUUCUACCAUUUCUGUUAAAUUUGUCAAGUAAUUCAAUUUUAACAGCAAAAUCGUUUCCCAAAUAAGUGUUUUUUUUGUGUGUGUGUUGAAUUUGACUGCUUAACUGUUUUUUCAGCUUGCAAUUUCAAAUAUGUAUCAUACUGUUUUAUUGUAGCAAUUAGCUGUUGUUUGGAAUAAUGGUUUGGAACCACUACUUUGACUCUUUGACGGUGCAAACGCUGAAAUUCAACAAAGUUGAUCUUCUAUAAAUCCACCUCUUGCAAUUGUGUAUUUCACUGAGAUCUGUAGGUGCCUGGAUGGUCUCAAAAUAAAAGCUCCAUGGUCAAAACAUAA
Molecule: messenger RNA, 1839 nt
Organism: Sinocyclocheilus anshuiensis
Lineage: Eukaryota; Metazoa; Chordata; Actinopteri; Cypriniformes; Cyprinidae
Product: membrane cofactor protein-like
Exons: 7
Coding region: 26-676 (216 amino acids)
Source: RefSeq, a predicted model, not a curated record